AUAAAAAGACAAAAUGCUCUUUUUUCUAAGGGUUAAAACCAAAUCUGACUGUAAGUUAAUAGAUGUGCAGCACAAGCUUGCAUAAACAAGAAAAACAUACAUUUUAAUAAAUAAUUAUAGCUAAAUUACAGUAGGCCAGUAAAAGUACAAAGUGACGUUUGUUAACACUAUAUGAAGCCCAUCCGUUGGUUAACGUUUCAUUUAUUUAUUUCUUGUCAUGAAUAAUCAUUUAAACUGUUUUUACUGUGCAUCUUCUGUGUUCCUGCUGAACCUGGAGCAAUGAGUGAGUGGAAAGGCCACUGGCCAUGCAGUUUACAGUGUGUGAGAGAAAAGUGAUCAGAGAGAUUGUGACGUCCACCAUGACAAAACUGGGUCAAUGUAAUCCCCACCCCCUUCACCACAGGCAAAGCUGAGAAAGGAAAAAAAAAAGAAAAAAAGAUGAGGACACCGUCAUCAUCAGCCGACUCUGUGUGCGGAUAUAAGCAUGGAGACGCAGGACUGUGCUUUGUUUUCGCCAUGGCUUUGCAUAAACCCAGAUGCCUCCCCUCCCUCUUGACGAGCGCAUAGUGGUCAUUCAGCGCCCCAAAAACUUAACCCUGUGUGAGAGUUCCCCACAAACCAUCCAGCAUCAUUCCUCUCAAAUAUCAGCUUCUGUCAAUGGACAAGUCAACCACCCUCCUCAUCUCCACUCGUCACAGUCCCAUUUCUCUUCACCUUCCUGUAAGUCACUGACUCUGGAAUGCAAGCGCAGAUCUUUGCGUGUGCAGAAAUCCAAAGGCGACCAGCCUGUCAUCCCAGCGGGUGCAAGACACAACCCCAGUCACUGCCAUAGCAAUGGAACAGUAACGCUUGACCCACGGCUGCCCUCCCACACGCACACAAUUGAUAUCAGGGUGAGUGUGGACAAAAGAGGACGAGAGGGAGGAGCCAGUAACUCAUUAGGGCGCAGCGGGAGUGUAAAAGGUGGCAGAGGGAAAUGUACCUUCACACAGUUGGAUCAAGGACAAUGCAAGCAAAAGACUGGAACCACAGAGAGGCCAGGUGGUGCUGAAUACAAGUCACAGCGAAGUCGUCAGCUGUCGACUUUCCCCGGAGGGGUCCUACAAUUCGUACCCGCUCAGGCUCAGCAGCAUCAGCUCAGGAGUGAAAAGGAGAAGGAAAACACAAAGUUUCAUACCAGAAGUGACCAAGAAUUUCCCUCUCUAGGUCACAAGAAGAAUUCCAAACUGGGAACUGUUCAUCAAAGCCAUAAUAGUAACAGCCUGCCCUACCAACGCAACUCUGUCCCUGUGCCCCAUGCUGCCAUCUUAAAUUCAAACUACCCCACAUCCCCUCCCUCCCAGUCUACCCAUGCCCCAAUUUCCUUUCAGCAACUCAGCCAGCCACAGCCAUCCCGCCCCAGGGAUCACCGCCCCCACAUUCUUCGUGGUCUUCCCCUCUCCCCCUGCUCUUCCCAUGCCGGAGGCUUCCCCAGCCCUGACCACACCUGUACCAUUGACUGCACCCAUCCAUUCAGUUGUGGCUGCUGGAGGUUGGUAAGAUGCAGAGGGUGUAAGGCAAACUCUGCCAGCUGCCAGGGAGGUGGAGGAAGCUCUUCCACCUCAUUUUCUGGUGUUCAUAAUGUUGGAGGAUUGAAGAAAGGAGGCAAGGAAAUGGGCCUGAGAAAUCUAGGUGGGUGUCUCUCCACUGCCUCGACCUCCAACACCUCCUCUUCUAAUAGCACUGUGUCUGACUGCCGAGCAAAUCUAUUCAAACCUGUCCGCUGCACCUCCUGCUCCAGUGAGGCCAGAAACUUUGAGAGUCCUGCCGUCCUUCGCAAAAAACUGGUUGGGGGAUGUCUGCCCUGUACCCCUUUGUCCUCUUCAGCUCCUCUCCGGGCAAUUCAGAGCUGUGUCACAGGAUGCAACCCCAAAUCCUCUCAGACUGGUAGUUCCACCUGCAGUUACUGCAGCAGUGACCCCAUAGUCGUCACAUAUAACCCUCGUCGAGGAAAACCUCCAGGAAGAGGCUUUGGAGCGGCUCAGUCAAUGGGUAUGUUCCAAGCCGAUGAUGAUGACUACAGUGUGCGUACGAUCUGGCCUGAAGAACUAGCCAAGAAGAUGACCCAUUCUAAAGCCCAAAGGAAUCACUGUGCUGGGGUGGGAACUGGGGUAGGGAGGCCCAAUCCAAGCCAGGCCCAAAAUGGCAGUAAUGGAACAGGCCUUGUCCUCUUGGACUGUCAAAACCUCCAAUAUGCACAGGCUCAGCUCACAGAUCAUGCUGGCCGGCGGCGGCUGCAGCAGGGACGUAUGGCUGCCCUUGAUUUUAUGGGUAGUAGGUCAGGACCUAGGUAUGAUGAAGGCCAGAACUCACUGAAGAGACUUUUGAAUAAAGGAGAAGAUGGAGGAAUGGAUGAUGAUUCAGAGCAAGAUGAAGAUGCAGCAUAUCCUCCUCGGUCCCCUUCUCCCCACUCUGCAUCCCCGCCAUCACCUGUGUCCUUUUCACCUCCACCAUCUGCCCCCAGCACACUCAUCAAACCAAAACCCUGGCAAAGAGACAGGGAGGGAGGACACUCUUUGCCCACAGCUCAGUCUCUGCACCUUGCCCUGAACUCCCUGAACCGAGAGCAAGAAGAGGAGAAGAGCAGAAUGCACCUUUCUUUGCCACUUUCCUCGUCCUUGCCUGCAUCUCUAUCUGAUGAGAGUGUGAUGACUCCUGACGCAGAGAACGCUGUGAUCAGCCCCAUCCUGCCAUUCCUGUAUCUGGGGAAUGAAAGAGACGCUCAAGACCUGGACCUGCUGCUGCGCCUCAACAUUGGCUACGUGGUCAACGUGACCACACACCUUCCCCUCUACCAUGUCAACUCUGGACUGCGCUACAAAAGGCUGCCGGCCACCGACAACAGCAAGCAAAACCUUCGACAGUACUUUGAGGAGGUUUUUGAAUUCAUUGAGGAGGCAUAUCAGAGUGGACAGGGAGUGUUGGUACACUGCCAAGCCGGUGUGUCCCGUUCUGCAACCGUCGUUAUCGCCUACCUUAUGAAGCACACCCUCAUGACAAUGACAGAUGCCUACAAAUAUGUGCGGAGCCGUCGCCCCGUGGUUUCUCCAAAUCUAAACUUUAUGGGCCAGCUUUUGGAGUUUGAGAGGGACCUCAACUCUGGGGUGACUCCUCGUAUCCUGAUGCCUAAACUUAACGGUGUGGAGACACAGGUGUGAGAAAGGUCAGUGGGCAGGAGCAUGUCGGUUUACCGCAAAGUCUGUGGUGGCAUUCGUGAGCACGAAAGAGAGAGUGGCACACUUUAGUAGAGAGACUCAACAAGAACUACGACAGGAAAACGAUGGCGUGUUUGGCAGUUUAUGCACUUUUAACCCUGUGAAACAUAAGACAAAAGACUCUUAGACAAGUUGACCGUCAUCCUAUACUGUUUAUAAGAUAAUGUGCCAAUAUUUCGUAUAGCUCUAACCUCACUCUUCUUUUCUUUUUUUUUCCUGAUGUCAUUUACAUUCAAAGCCACGUUGAGAAAAAUACUUUCCAUUAAUAACAAAAGCAUGCAGAACAUGAACACAGACAUGGAAAGGGUUCAUUGGUAUUGUCUAUUUAUCAUCAAUCACCUGUAGCACCCAGACUGCAUACAAAAAUGGAUAACGUGACAUCUUAUCCAAACCCCAAAGUGAUGCUAAAGUAGCUGGUUCACCCCCCUCCAUGAUAGCAAAAGGGACAUUAUUAUCAGUUGCUGCCAUUUUAGGUAGCUUGCAUUGAUGUGUGUCCAAUGUUUCAAGCAAACUUUGUUUUGAUUAUUUAUACAAUAAUAAUAGUCAUUUGAAAAUUUGCGAUAGUUAACUGAGUCAGACUCACGAUUGGCCUGUGUCAGACUCUGUAACCAGGAUACUGGUUACUGUGCAGCCUGUAUGCAUGAUCCAUCUUCAUAUACAGGCCAUUUCAGCACAUAGUACUUCCCUUCCCACCUGCCAAAUGUAUCUUAUCGCCAAAUGAUUUGUCACAAGAACGAGAAGAACUUUUUACACGGACCUCAGUCACCGUUUUCAAUCAUAACUCUUCAAUUUGGGUUGUUUUCCUGCUUAAAACUGUGCAAUAGAACAGCAGCAUGGACCUAGUAUGGAUGGGAGCAGUAUUUUACCGAUAAUAAAUGAA
Messenger RNA from Solea senegalensis (Senegalese sole), 4134 nucleotides. RefSeq lists its product as uncharacterized. NCBI's taxonomy places the organism in Eukaryota, Metazoa, Chordata, Actinopteri, Pleuronectiformes, Soleidae. Gene Ontology annotation, molecular function: MAP kinase tyrosine/serine/threonine phosphatase activity; protein tyrosine/threonine phosphatase activity. The transcript has 4 exons. Gene Ontology annotation, cellular component: cytosol; cytoplasm. Bases 537 to 3197 code for a protein of 886 amino acids. The record is from RefSeq and is a predicted model, not a curated record. Gene Ontology annotation, biological process: protein dephosphorylation; negative regulation of JUN kinase activity.